AAAAUUAAAGAACCAUGAACAACUUAAGCAUAAUAAUAAUAAAUAUAUUCCUCAUCAUCAACUACUUUCUCAACCUUCAAAUGAAUUGGUGUCAUUUUUUUGGGACUCAAUAAUAAUACAAAUGAAAGAAAAGGAAAAUUUUGUAUAUUUUCCAAAUCAAUGUAAAUAUCAAUGUAUUUUAGAAGGUGUAGCAGGUGGCGAAAGAUUGAAAAGCAUCUUUGUCUAUGAUCAAUUAAUUUCCAAAAUGAAUACAAAUACUCAAACUAUUGGAUAUGUGUUACUUGAAGACAUUGAUGGAAAAUAUAAAAUUAAAAUAAAUUGGAAGCAAAAAGAACUUAGAGAUAACUUGGCCCUUUUUUUAUCUGGUUCUUUUUCAAUAAGUUUUAUUUGUAAUUCAGGAGAAUUCAUAAAUGAGUAA
Entrophospora candida is the source of this 418-nucleotide messenger RNA. Lineage: Eukaryota; Fungi; Glomeromycota; Glomeromycetes; Entrophosporales; Entrophosporaceae. The record is from the annotation of a GenBank genome assembly.